CUUGUGGCAGACUUAGUACAUGAAAGAGUGCGUACAGCUCGAGAAAGAGUUCUUCCAGGAGGAAGAAGCAGGUGAGGGGGAGUGAGGCUAUGGAUCAUGCCGAGCUCUCGCUUGGCCUUCCUGGAUCGAUGAUGAGUGAGAUCACGAGUAGUGCAUCUACGGAAUCAGAUGCGAUUGCUAAGAGGAAAAGGAAGAUGCAGCAGACUUGGGAUCAUGGGAUUGAUCUCCACCUCAAUCAUCCCCUCCCUUUAGAAUGGGAACAAUGCCUGGACUUACAAUCGGGGAACAUGUACUACUUGAACAGGAAGACGAUGAAGAAGAGUUGGGUGAGGCUCGAGGAGAAGUCGAUGAAGUUGGAGCUUAACAUCUCAACCUUUGGGAGCUCAGAGACGAAGAAACAGUGCAGCUCAAGUGGCAGCAGCAUGAUGGCAUUAGUCUGUGUGAACUGCCAUCUCCUCGUCAUGCUGCGCAAGUCAUCUCCUUCAUGUCCGAACUGCAAGUACGUGCACUCAUUGCCUCCUCCUCCUCCUCCUCCUCAGAAGCUCCAAGCCGUCAAGCCCUUGGAAACUCUCAGCCUCCUCCAUUGAUUCCACUCAUGUUCAAAGAGGUGAUGGACGUGAUACAGAAGCUUCGACUUGUCUUCUUUGUGAGUUGCACUUAGGGCAGUUUGGUUGGUGGAUGGACAUGAUGAAUGCCCCAUUCUACUCCUUUGUCUCUUGCGUCCACUGCAUGUGAUGGUAAACUGAGAGCUAAAAUUUGUGAGGAGGAACUGGCAGUCACAAACCCAGGUGGGUGUGCAUGCAUCUGCAUCUCCAAAAUUUUACAAGGGUUUGGAACUCCUGCUCAUGCAAUGGGUUGUCCGAUCAAUUUGAUUAGGAUAAUGUUAUUUAGGUACUAACAAAAAAAAAAAAAAAAAACCCCUCCUGGGAGAUAACUCUGACAUGUAGAUGUCAGAGUUGAGGUUGACUUGGUCUCAUCUUGGGGCAAAACAUGUGAUUUAUGUUUUAUGAUUUGUUAGAUUUUAUAUCCAAGAUUGAAGAUUAUCUAGGCUAAGUUGGGUCAUUGGAUGACAAGAGCUAGAAACAAGCAUUAUGUGGCAUGAAAUAUAUAUAAAAAAAAUACUCAUUAAAUGUACUGCAACUCAAUGAAAUUAUCCUCAUGAAAUGUUAGAGGAAUAUUUUUGAAUUAUAGUUAUCAAUAAUUGGAUUGGACUAAUCUUUCAUUUGUUACCCCAUCAUCCUCUUGUUGUCGUCCCCUUUUAUAUCGUCUUCCACUCUCCCACUUUUGGCACAGCUCUCUCUUUGGCGUUCAAGUCUCUUUCUUUUCUUUGGUCGUCAUCAUCUUCUCUCUCGAUGUUAUCCUCUCUCAUUACCAACAAGUUGUAACAAGUUCAGGAAUAAUACGAGUACAUUAAAACCUGAGUUUAACAGUCUUCAAGUUGUAAGGAUGUGAAGCAAAAGAUUUACAGAAAGUAACAGGAACAGACUCUGUAGUUAUACUUCACCCUGUUUUAUAUGAACAUGGAAAGUUCUAUACACUUAUGGUGGAAUAGCUCCAAUUAUUCAUUAGCAAUCAGGUGUUUGAUUUAAGCCUGAUGGUGACAAUAAGUCGAUGAUAAAAAAGGUUGGUUGCAAAUUAUGCCUGAAUUCAAACAUAAUUCAAGUACCUACUUAUGUACCUGAAUCCUUUUGGAAACUGGUUAACCUAUUCCCGAUCCCUGUUUAAGCAGAUUUUGGGUAGACCCAAAUACCCAAGAAGAACUCUCACUUUUUUCUUUUUUCUUUUGCGAGAAGAACUCUCGCAUUUGAAUGAAGGUAAUCAUUAAGUUAAAUUAUUUGUUAUCUAAACGGAUAAGAUAAUUAAAUUCUUUAUCAUAUGGUUGGUUCACCUCUAAUAAGCAUCUGGUGAUUCUUCUUGCCAGGUAGGAUAUGAGAGCACAUAUACAACAUGUAUGAAACAUUUUCAGUUGUUCCAACAAGUUGUAAGAAGUCCAGAA
Molecule: messenger RNA, 1996 nt
Organism: Musa acuminata subsp. malaccensis (wild Malaysian banana)
Lineage: Eukaryota; Viridiplantae; Streptophyta; Magnoliopsida; Zingiberales; Musaceae
Source: RefSeq, a predicted model, not a curated record